GUUACCCGGUGGCCGACGAAAAUACGUUCGUUUUUGCACAAGUGUUUCCACUCCCGGUUAUCAGUAUCGCUUUAUCUACUCAACCACCCAACAAUUUCGCUUAUUGCCGAUACACAUGGUACACGACAACGUAGAGAACAAAAUAUCGACAAUAUUUUGUGUUAAUGUCUUUACCGCGUACAGGUAUUUUCUCUCACAAAUCCUCUGUUUUAAUUUGAAUAAACGCUACAAUUUACUUCUAAUUUUUCUAUAUUACUCGUUAAUUUGCUAGUCCGAUUAUAUAGACCCAAUAAGUAUAUAAUUAGUUACAUAUUGAAAAAAUAUAGUAAGAAUUGAUUUUGGUAUUAUUAUAAACAUGCACAUAGGUUAAGUUAAAUGGUGGUCAAACGUGUUAACGGUCAUGGGGAUAAGGAUAAUUUUUUAACAAUUAUUAUUAUUUAUUUUACAUUAAUUUUUUUCAUAAAAAUGUAAUGUCAAAAGGCAAUCAUAAUAUUAUAUAAAGAUGGUGUUGACUAUAGAACGAAAGGAUAUAAUACGGCAAAGGAGUCUGUGGGAAUGACGGUAUUUAUAUUGUUAUGGACAUAAUUGAUAUGUGUCUAUAUGGUAAUCAAACUGAUCUGUAUGUUCGUAAAAUGAGUGUAGAUACAGAGUGGACCUAAUAUCGGCCAUACAUAAUACGUCAACCGGACGUCGGACGUGUCUCCAGUGUACCGGAGCGAUCUUCAGUUUUUUUGCGAUGGCAUCGAAUAAGGACGCACUGGCUUUGUUUAGGCCUCGCGUUAAUGUUGAAGAAAAAUGAAACAUAAACAGUGAAAAGGAAGCGUAACAAGUUUUGUAAACAUGAGUUAUUGAAAAGGUGAACUUAAAGUCAUGUCAACUUAUUGAAAGAAUUAAAAUUUGAAUCUGAAGUUUUUAAAAACUAUCUCAGAAUGGACGAGAAAAGAUACCUAAUAUUACUUGCAAUGGUUACUCCUAUGAUAAAAAAAAAAAGAUACUGUUAUGAGAAAUAGUAUUUCUGAGUACGAAAGAUUAUCAGUUACUUUGAGAUUCCUCACUACUGACAGAAGUUAUGAGGACCAUAAAUUUUCAUCAGUUAUUUCACCUCAAGCCCUUGGGAAAAUUAUUCCUGAAACAUUUAAGGCCUUGUAUCAAGUUCUUAGAAGAGAUUAUCUGAAGGUGAGUAACUAAAACACUGUUAUUUAUUAUAAUAUUUAUUAAGAGUAGUAUUUAUAUAUAUAUAUUAAGAAAAUUAAUCAAAACUUUAAUUAAACAACAAAAAUGUAACUGUCGCAUACAAAUUAUACAUUAUCAGUAUUUAAAUUACUAAUGAAUGUCGCUGCAGAAUCUGGAAUUGAUGGAACUGCCUCUGUUUCAUCAGGCUGAAUUCCCCGAAUUGUAGGUGUUUGCAUUUGUGUAUAGUAGGUAUUGGCUGGGUAACUGUUGUUUAGAUGGCUAGUUUGUAAUAAUUGGGAAAUAUGCUGUGAAUGUUGACUGGAGGGAAAAGGAAGGCCUAAGAUUAAAAGGGUGGCCUAGGACUUCCUGAAGAAACAAAACUUACAGGGGUAUAUGAUCUAUUGAAAGUACUAGGAAACGAUUCAUAAUGAACCUGUUGUUGAUAUUGUUGAGCAGGAACAUAGCUUCGUUGAUUUUGUCUCAAAAUAUCUCUCAUGUUAUUGUAGACAUGAUCGGGAGUGAGGUGUCCUAUUUCUGCUUCAAACAGUAAAUCAUUAAUAAGCUUUUCUAUGACUAAUAUUUUGUUGGAAUCUAAAGCCCACAGUUUCAUCGUCACAUUUUUGCCAAAAACAUCACAGCGGUCUUCUGUUUAGUCACAUUUAAAAUGAUCUCGUACCGAUUCUAAUAAUUCAUGGUAUGGUUUCAUUUUUCCUUUUUACUUCAUCCGGUUUUGGUGGACGUGAUGAAUAAUUAUUUUACUAUCUUGAUUGGGCUUCAUUAUUGUCAGUUGUUUCACUGUUAACUGUUUCACCAUUAGAUGAAUAUUGUUGAUUGAAAGCCGAAGAUUCUUGAGUGUUGUCUCCCUAAAAAAUUUACAUGUUAAUUUCUUUUAUAAGCUAGUUUUUUAUGAUAGGUCAAAUAUACGAUAAUGCUGUUUUUUAUAUUUCAGUUUCCUACAAUCGGAGAAGAAUGGAAUGAAAUAGCAAAGAUGUAUGAAGAACGAUGAAACUUCCUUCAUUGUCUUGGUACAAUAGAAGGGAAGCACAUAGCGAUUGUUCCACCGGGAAACUAAAAUUCUGAAUUACAAAUUAUUUCACGCCAGACGUGUUAUAGAAAAUGCUUUUGGGAUAAUGACAUCACAAUUUCAGAUACUUCAUACUCAUAUAAAUUUAGAACCCGAAAAUAUCGAUAAAGUAGUUUAAGCACUCCUGCGCAUUGCAUAACUUUUUUUAUUGAACACUCAAAACAGUCUUAUGCAUCUCACAAAUGUUUCGUAUUAUUUCUAUAAUUUCUGAAGGAUAUAAUACACAGAAUAUAAUAACACCGCAAAGAUUGUCCGAGAAAAUUUUAUGAAUUAUUUCAAUUAGGAGGAAACAGUAGCAAGAUAAUUAAAUUAGUUAAACUAUGCUAAAAUGAGUGAAGUAACUAAUUCUAAAUAGUUAUAAGCUUUUGUGUAAUGUUAAUAAUAAUGUGUUUUAUUCAAUCUAAUAAA
Molecule: messenger RNA, 2665 nt
Organism: Cinara cedri
Lineage: Eukaryota; Metazoa; Arthropoda; Insecta; Hemiptera; Aphididae
Source: the annotation of a GenBank genome assembly